GAUGUGGAACGGAUAAUAAUACCUAUAAUAGUUCAAUAAGCAAAAGCCCCAAAGCUUAGAUACGUGCAAGACUUGCCGAGAGACUCAAUCGGUCGCUUAUUGUUUGCCAACUUACCCACCUUGAUACGAGCAAGGAGCUUCCAACACCAAAGCCAAAGCGGGAUUCUCGAGACAGGACCUUUUUCGGAGCGGCAGGAAUGGCGCAAAAUUUGACGGAGAUUUGGCGCAGGUUAAGAGAGGCCAGAGCUUUCGAAACUCAGUGUGGGGGGGCUAGUAGUGAUUGUCCAGGUCGUCAUCCAGAGGCGGCGGGAGAGAGGAGGGGCUGAAUGAGAAAAACGAAGGUUGGGUUGAUCACGCUUGGAGGACUGGCGGCUACUGGUGGGACACACACUUUCGGUCCAUGCCGUUGUUACUCUACAUCAUGGUUAUCUAUUAUUAUCCAUGUGCAUUUCCUGUUCAUACUUGUUCAGGAUUUUUAUUUUCUUACUCCCUACGCGAGGCGAGUCUCCCUAUUUUUGCGCAAUCGGCAGCAAACGUCACUAUACUAUCAACCGCCUCCAAGCUGCCGCUGGAUGUCAUUGUUCUUGGCAUACCAAAAGGGAUACAAUUUCAGGCAGAGCAGCCAAGGAUGGUCUGAUCACUUGGUUGAGAUCGAGAUCUAUGUCUUAGCCCCUCUUUCAAAGCGUCGUCAGCGACCUUGGUCCGGACAGUAUUAAGGUGAUGACAUCGUUGGUUGGAAAUGUGAAAUAAAUGCAAUAUAAGAAAGUUAACGAACGAGAGAUAUCGAUGCUCCUCACUCUCAGCAGGCCGAUUUGAUAGACCAUUGACGGUGCUGGUGCUGGU
Talaromyces proteolyticus is the source of this 843-nucleotide messenger RNA. RefSeq lists its product as uncharacterized. The transcript has 2 exons. Bases 327 to 716 code for a protein of 129 amino acids. The record is from RefSeq and is a predicted model, not a curated record. NCBI's taxonomy places the organism in Eukaryota, Fungi, Ascomycota, Eurotiomycetes, Eurotiales, Trichocomaceae.